Molecule: messenger RNA, 836 nt
Organism: Phalacrocorax carbo (great cormorant)
Lineage: Eukaryota; Metazoa; Chordata; Aves; Suliformes; Phalacrocoracidae
Source: RefSeq, a predicted model, not a curated record
GCUGUCGGCGAGCUCGGCGCUCGCUCUGCACCGGGGCCAGACCGGGCCGGAGGGAUGCCGGAGCGCGGAAGGGCUGGAGGAGAGAAACCAGGUCAGCCCCGAGCCGCCAGCGUCACCCUGGCAGGCGGCGGCCGGCUCCUUCGAGGAAGCAGGGCGCGGAUCCGGCCCCGGUGACGUCCCCUCCGACGCGCGCGGCACGCGCCAGCCGAGCUCGCUCGAGGAACCGUCCCGGCCCCGCAGCCCCGGCUGUGGGGUGAGCCCCAAACGGGGGCCUCCUCGGGGUCUUGGAGAGCUUGAGGAUGAGGAGGGGGCUUCAAGGACAGCCACCCACCUGGGGGGGCUGGCUCGGCCGUCACCGCCCCAGGAGCCUCAAGGCUGCGAUGGAGGCGAGCAGAAGGGUUUGGCUCACGCGACACCUGCGCCGUCUCUGUGAUGCUGCCAUCACCGGGGACGCCCAGGGCCCCGUGCCCCCCCCGCUGGCCCCCAUGCCUGGGCUCCCCAGCCUGCCCGGUGGGGCCAUCCCCAUAGGCCUGGAGCCCCCACCCUACAGCGAGGUGACAGCGAAGCCCUUCCUCUACCCACUGCCGCCGGGGCCGUCUCCUGAACGCAGCCGUGCUCCUGGGGCUCAGCACCUCUUUGUUACCCAGACCAGCUUUUAGGGGUGACCCCCUCUGCCCUGAGGACAGCCUGGUGACAGCACUACCCUUCGCUGGUGGGGGGGCAUGGACCCAGGCAUCCGGAUGGCCCCCUUGGAUGCCUUGGUCUAUGCGCCCCCCCAAAGCAUGCCGUUGGAGCAUGGGGAUGGGGGUUCUUUAUUUAUUAUUUUUAAAAGUGUA